Messenger RNA from Mycena citricolor, 1094 nucleotides. The record is from the annotation of a GenBank genome assembly. Lineage: Eukaryota; Fungi; Basidiomycota; Agaricomycetes; Agaricales; Mycenaceae.
AUAACGUUUCAAUCGUACCACUUCGUAUCUGCCACUUCCAGAUGACCUUUCAUCUCGAUCCUCAUGCGCCACCCGACACAUAUCCCGGAAUUUAUCAAGAUGCUCUCAAUCGUUGGAUCCGAUGGGAAGGCACCCCGCGCUUUCAGAGUCAAGCAUAUGGGCCAAUAAACGGGUUUCUUCAAAUUAAGUUCGGCAACGAGCAUUUCUUUGUGAAGCCGCAGAAGGGUCUCAGAGCCCCGAUCCCUGGCGCUGACAGUUAUGACGAUGACGAUGAUGUUGCCUUUGCUGAAGAAGACGAGGCUGAGGACGACUCCUCAGAUAGUACGGGGAGUACUGACUCCUCGUAUGUUUCUGGGAGUCGCAACUCUUCAGAUAGUUCUGGAAGUGAAAACAAUGAAAUGCGAGCCGAGUCUGUGAUUCUUCGACCCCGAGUGCAGCCUCCCCAGGCUAUGGAUUUGGACGAAGGUGAUGGUCAUGGCAGCAAAGACAUCAACAGACGUAGUAGGAGCAAUAGCAAUCGUAGCAUAGACUCAAACCAUAACGAGGGCAUGUCAUUGGCCAGUCAGAAGGGCACCCGUUUUCCGGAUUUCACAGUCGAAAAAGUCUUUCGGGAUGGCCCCGACGGCCAGAUAUUUCCCCACAGGAUUGCUUUGUUGGUAGAGCUUGGCUCAAGAGCUACUCUGGAAAGGAUGAUAGCUGCCGGUGGCCCUAAAGCUCGCCGUCGUUUCUAUGAGAGUAUGCUCAGGCAGCUCAGACAGUAUCUGUGGCGGGCUUGGGGUCAAUCGACAUUUACACAGCCAAUACUGGGUAUGGCAAUGGUCGGGAACCAAGUGUACUUCAUCAAGAUCAAGGACCAAGUUUUUCAGCCAGUUUUCAAGGUUGACCGCCAUGAUGAGUGGCCUUCAAUGUUUGAACAGCGAUCAAGAUUCAUUGAGCUGUUGGAUGCUGUGAAGAUGGAGUACAUGAACCUUCCCACCCCUCAGUAGUACAGUAUGUUUGGGCAGAAUCUUGGAAUGCAAUGAUCACAUUACACCCUGCCAUUGUAGUUGGCUGACAGCUAUCUCAAUGACAAAGGGCAGGCCAGACUAGUGCUG